Guyanagaster necrorhizus is the source of this 1294-nucleotide messenger RNA. RefSeq lists its product as uncharacterized. Gene Ontology annotation, molecular function: protein binding. The coding region runs from base 1 to 1191 and encodes 396 amino acids. The record is from RefSeq and is a predicted model, not a curated record. The transcript has 3 exons. Lineage: Eukaryota; Fungi; Basidiomycota; Agaricomycetes; Agaricales; Physalacriaceae.
AUGCGCAGGGUAGACUCCAGGCUGGUAAGGCCGGAAGAUACGGCACAACCGGAAAGAGCCGUUGACCAUCGAAUCUCAAUACCUCUCCACAAGAAUGACUUGUGCAAUCACCCCCGUCAGCCCUCGGCUGCUGAACUUUGCCCUCCAGAGAUCAUUGAAGAGAUCGUAUCAGGCUUGGACAAACCAGACACUGCGUCCACUGCAAUUGUCUGUAAAACCUGGCUUGAACCAUCCCGCAGACGCCUCUACUCCAGCCUGCAGUUCAUAUACCCUAUUCCGCUACUCGCCUCUACACUACGGACAUGCGCGGCUGUACGAUCAUACAUCCACACGCUGUCCUUGAGAAUUGUAGCAUAUCCCCUGCCAGACAUCCCAGUGACACCUGCAGAUUAUGACUGGCUUCUCCUUCUCCCUCCGGGAAACAUCCGGUCUUUCCAUGUCGUUUUCGGUAAUUUGUCAUUGGAAGAAAUCAUUCUGCCAAAUGUCAUCAGGCAGCUCUGUGCGACCAGCCUUUCUGUGCUUCAAUCUCUCGUCAUAACCACUUCCGUCAUUGAUCUAGAGACGAUCAAUCUCUUCGCUUCUCUUCCUUCUUUGAGAGAAGUAUACCUUUGGAUACAACUGACUGGAGUCUUGAAUGCGGAAGUCCCAGUUUUACCUCCGUUGACAAGACUCGGAAUAUAUACCGACAUUCUAGGUGACCUACUACUAUCACUACCAAUUAGUUCCUUGUCAUCGACUCUGACACGAUUCGACUUCCGAUUGCCUCGCGAAAACAGGAAUACCCUAUUUUCACGCCUUCCCCUGAUUCUCAACGAACUCAAACUUCUCCGUCGUUUGACUGUCAAUUCAGAUUUGAAACUUCCUUACAUGCCUUUUAUGGAUGACGUCGUCGGACAUCUCCCGCGGUUGGAGUACCUUCAUGUCAGUCAUGGUAUAUGGAGCUCUGUCCUACUCGAACGCUUACCACCUUUGGUAACACACUUGAGCUUAGGGCAUCGAGCUAUCGCCAUUGACUCACUACAGUCAUUUCCCCUCCCAUCCAUUCUGCGAAUGCUGGAUGACCACGUCGGUGUUCUGCAGAGCCUAGUGUUGCAAAUGAACAUUAGACGGCAGCUAGAUCUGGAGUCGUCGAUUUGCCGCUCAGGUAGCAUUAACCUCAUUGUAAGACCUUAUUUGACCGAUCGAGGCUAAUUCAUCUCCGACUGAGAGUUAUAUUUCCAAGACAGAUGGUAGAUAUUCGAAUAACCUAACAUAGACUAAACGGGACAGUAAACGAAGGAAGAUUCAAACAUUC